GCUCUGAAGAGAUCCCUUUCUAGUUAAAGAUGGCCGCUGAUACUUCUGUUGAAAUACUUCAAAAAGUUCUGGAGAAUGAAAUACUUCAGACUACCAAGGUUGUGGAAGAACAUCUGGAUGCUGAAAUGCAGAAGCUGGACCAAAUGGAUGAAGAUGAAUUGGAACGCCUUAAACAAAGGAGGCUUGAGGCACUAAAAAAGGCCCAGCAGCAGAAACAAGAGUGGCUUUCAAAAGGACAUGGAGAAUACAGAGAAAUCCCAAGUGAGAGAGACUUUUUCCAAGAAGUCAAAGAAAGUAAAAACGUGGUUUGCCAUUUCUACAGAGAUACAACAUUCAGGUGCCAAAUAAUGGACAAACAUUUGACUGUUUUGGCAAAAAAGCAUAUUGAGACAAAGUUCUUGAAAUUAAAUGCUGAAAAAUCACCUUUCUUGUGCGAGAGACUGCGCAUCAAAGUAAUUCCCACUCUAGCACUGGUGAAAGAUGGAAAAACACAAGACUACGUUGUAGGCUUUACUGACCUCGGCAAUACUGAUGAUUUCACUACAGAGACCUUAGAAUGGAGGUUAGGCUGUGCAGCCGUCAUUAAUUACAGUGGAAACUUGAUGGACCCACCUUUUCAAAGUCAGAAGAAAUUUGGAACAAACUUCACAAAGUUGGAUAAGAAAACCAUCAGAGGAAAGAAAUAUGAUUCAGAUUCUGAUGAUGACUAGAAGAACAGCUAAAUAAAUGUAUUUGUAAAUCAUCUUUUGUUUAUGCUUGGUACAUUUCUAAGAAUGUUUUAUAUAAACCUUACUGCUCUUCAUUACAGCUGCACAUAAUGCUCAUUUUUCUAUAUAGUUUUAUACAACUGAGUCACAGCAGAAAAAAGCUUUUUUUUUUUUCCCUCUUUUUGAAGCCAUU
Molecule: messenger RNA, 900 nt
Organism: Merops nubicus (carmine bee-eater)
Lineage: Eukaryota; Metazoa; Chordata; Aves; Coraciiformes; Meropidae
Gene: TXNDC9
Product: thioredoxin domain containing 9
Exons: 4
Coding region: 30-710 (226 amino acids)
Biological process (GO): microtubule cytoskeleton organization
Cellular component (GO): cytoplasm
Source: RefSeq, a predicted model, not a curated record